Molecule: messenger RNA, 2056 nt
Organism: Stylophora pistillata
Lineage: Eukaryota; Metazoa; Cnidaria; Anthozoa; Scleractinia; Pocilloporidae
Product: leucine-rich repeat-containing protein 59
Cellular component (GO): cytoplasm
Molecular function (GO): protein binding
Source: RefSeq, a predicted model, not a curated record
GAUGACGAGUACACUUCUCAGCUGUUUGGGGGAUGUGAAAGUUAAGUAGGCCGUCAAAGAUGACCAGAAAAUUGUCUAAAGAGGAAAUCAAGGACAAACUAGAUGGAGAGGAACUAGACUUGAGUCUGUGCAAUUUGGCAAAAGUACCAAUACGAGAAAUGGCCUCCCUGCCGAGAGCGACGAUUGUGGAUUUAUCCUGUAACCAUUUGACUACACUCCCGGAGGCAUUUUGCACCUUACAACACUUGGUACAGCUGGACUUAAGCAAGAAUGCUCUCACAGAACUUCCAAAGGACUUUGGUAAUCUUAGCCAGCUGAAGCGACUUGAUCUCUAUAGUAAUCAGCUAAGCUCCUUGCCAGUGAGUUGUGUAAGCCUUAGGGAGCUGAGAUGGCUGGACUUGAAGAAUAAUCCUAUGCAGACAUUAUUUCCAGAAAUCAUUGGAAAUUGUUUGAAGGAAGAAGAAUGUAGACAAUGUGCUAUAAAUGUGCUGGCAUAUCUUAAAGUGUUAGCUGCUAAUGAAGAACAAGAGAAUCAAGCAAGGCUAUUAUUAGAGAGAGAGCAAAAAGCACUCGAGAAAGAGAAAGAGCAAGAGCAAAAACAACUAAGAAAGAGGCAAAAACUACAGGAAAAACAACUGAAAAGAGAAGCAUAUGAAGCCAUGGAAAGACAGAAAAAAUUGAUGGCAGAAGAAACUGACAAGGCUCUGAAAGCUCAAGAGGAAUUCAUGGAAACCAGACCUGUUAAACCAGAGGCUCCAAUGCAAGAGGAAGACGGAGGGUUGAUUGGACUGUUAUUGAUUUGCUCGUUACUCAAUCUUGGCGUGGCCAUGGCCAUUGUUAUCUUCUGUCAUCAUGAUGCCACUUGCCAUGAACUUUUAUCAUCGUUAUCAUCUUGACGACACUUUAUUGUGUUAGAAUAGUUUAACUAUAAUGAAAAAUAAUUACAAUUUGGUCAGAAAGGUCAGAGUCAGAUCUGAAAUACUGUGCUUUUCGAUGACUUGCAAACUAUGGAGUUGAAGAUUGAUUGUAUCUAAGUUUGAAAAAAUGCAUUUUAGGAUAUCGUCAGUCAUGUUAACCAUUCUCUCGUGAAACAAGUGCAUUGUGCUAAAUGGUACAGAAUUGAGAUUUUCUUGACUUAGAAUACUGAAACACAGGAAUGAUAAUAGAAAUGAUGCAGUUCUAAUGCAAUACAUAUUUUCAAAUAUGUUUGAAAGGUGGUGACUGUUGGAACAAAUUUCGAAGAAGUGUCGUUCACACCGGCUGAUGAGAACACGGGAAAGCAGAGCUGUUUUAAAUUAACUUGUAAGUGAUUGGGGCGUGCAUUGGUCUCCUGGGCUUUGAUUGGUCUAGAACACUCACCCCAUCCUUUUAGCCAAUCAGGUGAAAAACUAAAAACCAAUCGCGACUUGGUCACGCGCAUUUUCCUGCGCUUUAGGCAAUUUCUUUCCUUGGCUCCACGAAAUUGUUUCCUUUGUUUUGAUUGGUUGCUGUGAUUCUCCGGCUUCCAGUCGGAAUUACACCCUAUCACAAGCAGCCAAUGAGAACUUAAAGAAAACAGGAAACUGCCCGGCUGGAAUGUGGGAAAUUCUAAGGGACGAAGUCGGGCCUGGUUUCAGUUUUGCGUACGGCGCGAGUCUUUAGUCUAGUUGCUAGGCGAAUAUCUUUCGGCAGGAUUUAAAAUUGCUUCCGUGUUGUGCUCGUAAACACCGACAGCGUGGCAUGGGCUAAAACUGGAUGAAUCAGUUCUGACAAGCUGUGUGGGAUGUUUUCUUUAACCUGCGAAAUAAGAUGAUUUCAAAAUUAAAGUUGAAGGUGUAAUGACUGUUCCACCCGAAUCUGGUAUGAAUCUAACAGAGGGACUCGAUUGAGUUAGUCGUAAAAAAGCUAAGGUUAACUGUCAUCUUUCAACUGCAAAUGAAAGAAAUCAACCGUUAGCCGUAAAAUGGUCAAAAUUUUGACUGUCAGCCGUGGAAAUCUUCGCUCCAUUGAGACCCCCUUAACAGGGCUAAUUACGAUUUGUUUAUCAUACCAACAGUUUCGGGAAAAAAAAAAAAAA